AUGUGUGGGGAGGAGGAAGAAACAAAUGAACACAUGCUGCUGUUCUGCCCCUUUGUUAUGUCGAUAUGGAAGCACUCUGUUCUUCGCCUUGACACUUUACUAGGAGGUAAUGAAGGGGUUGGGGACUGGUGCAACGUGAUGAGAGGAAAGCUAAAAGACCAAUCUUGGUGGAACAUCUUCUGGUGUUUGGCGUGGGGAGUUUGGUUGAGGCGAAAUGCGUGGGUGUUUGAAAGAAAGAGAAAAAUAGAAUCGGAAAUCAUCCAUAAAGAAAUUUGCCUCGUUGGGGAGUAUGAAAAAUCUCUAGAGCAGGUUGUGAUUGGGAAACCACCUCCACCUUUUGGAACGAUUUGGAAAGCUCCAAUUGCUAGACUUCGCAAGCUAAAUUCGGAUGUGGCUAUAUUUGAGCAGCAGCAAAAUAUUGGGUUUGGGGGCAUUUUAAGGGAUGAGAUGGGGGAUGUGCUUAUGGCAUGUUGUGGGUGUGUUGUUGGGAGCUUCGAGGUGGAUGUAGGGGAAGCAAUGGCGAUGAGAUAA
Messenger RNA from Chenopodium quinoa (quinoa), 531 nucleotides. RefSeq lists its product as uncharacterized. The coding region runs from base 1 to 531 and encodes 176 amino acids. NCBI's taxonomy places the organism in Eukaryota, Viridiplantae, Streptophyta, Magnoliopsida, Caryophyllales, Amaranthaceae. The transcript has a single exon. The record is from RefSeq and is a predicted model, not a curated record.